This is a messenger RNA of Setaria italica (foxtail millet), 971 nucleotides long. RefSeq names its product TIR domain-containing protein. The coding region runs from base 1 to 696 and encodes 231 amino acids. The record is from RefSeq and is a predicted model, not a curated record. Gene Ontology annotation, biological process: signal transduction. Lineage: Eukaryota; Viridiplantae; Streptophyta; Magnoliopsida; Poales; Poaceae. The transcript has 2 exons.
AUGGCAGCGUCGUGCGGGCUGCAGCAGAGGCCCGUGGCGUCGCGGCUGAACGCGUCGGCGGAGGCGGCGGCCGGGAACGCCGCGGCGGCCGCGCGGUGGGCGGGGCUCGUCGACGACGAGCAGAAGACGAAGCCCGGCCGCCGCAGCCGCGGGGCGAUGUCGCCGGCGUACGACGUCUUCAUCAACCACCGCGGGGUGGACACCAAGCACAACGUGGCGCGGCUGCUGUACGACCGCCUUGAACACCUCAGCGGCGGCCGGGUGCGCUCGUUCCUGGACAACAAGUCGAUGCGCCCGGGCGACAGGCUGGGCGAGAGCAUCGACGAGGGCAUCAGGCAGUGCAAGGUCGCCGUGGCCAUCUUCUCCAAGCGCUACUUCGAUUCCGAGUUCUGCCUCCACGAGCUCGCCUCCAUCGUCGAGUCGCGCAAGGUCCUCAUCCCAAUCUUCUACGGCAUCAAGCCCUCCGAGCUAAUCCUGCCGCAGGAAGUGGCCGACUCCAAAGCCCACGCCCCCAGGGACAUCGAGCGCUUCAGGCUCGCGCUCCAGGAGGCCAAGUACACCGUCGGCCUCACCUACGACCCCGCCACAGGGGACUUGGCCGAGCUGGUGUACACGGCAGCGGACGCGGUGAUGGAAAGGAUUCAAGAAAUGGGUCAGAGCAUGCCACAACGGCAGAUGAUCGCAUCCAGGCUGUGACCAUUUGAACGGAACAUGCACAUACAUCAGCAACAAGCUGCGUGCAAGCUGGCCUGCGUCAUCAAUUAACGACCGGGAAGCAUGCAUGGUGAACAAUAAUACAAGUACAGUAACUCAUUAACACAUGUAGGGGAUUGGUUCAUUUUUUUUUUCAUUGUAAUUGAUUCGAUUUUUUUCUGAUUUAGUCAUUCUUUCAUAAAUUUUGGGGGCGAUUGUUAGAAUUAAUGUAUGCCCAUGUAGAAUAAGCUGCAUGACUGGCCAUUCACGGUCCUUGC